Scophthalmus maximus (turbot) is the source of this 2100-nucleotide messenger RNA. RefSeq names its product 5-hydroxytryptamine receptor 3A-like. Gene Ontology annotation, molecular function: transmembrane signaling receptor activity; extracellular ligand-gated monoatomic ion channel activity; neurotransmitter receptor activity. Gene Ontology annotation, cellular component: neuron projection; synapse; membrane. Bases 218 to 1564 code for a protein of 448 amino acids. Lineage: Eukaryota; Metazoa; Chordata; Actinopteri; Pleuronectiformes; Scophthalmidae. The transcript has 10 exons. Gene Ontology annotation, biological process: nervous system process; chemical synaptic transmission; signal transduction. The record is from RefSeq and is a predicted model, not a curated record.
UUCUUCAGUCUGCUGGUUCUGUUCCGAAGGCUUCUGUAGCGCCUACCGGAGGGAUAAAAACUAAACUAUACAAAACGUAAAAGAAAAAAAAAGGGGGGUUGACCGUCUGGAUUUGCCCCGCCUCCUUCCACUGUGAGCUUUUACUUCUGGACAGCACAGGGAGGACAGAGAAGUACACACUUGUCUCAGACUUUGGGUUCUCACUGGUCCUGAUCUGAUGCUGCUGGUUGGCUUCUUUUCCCUGCUCCUCCUCGCAGAUGGGGCCACCUCCGAGGGGAACUGCACUUAUCAGGAUAUUUUAAACCACUUACACUUUAAAGAUGAUUACAGCCCCUUCUACAUGUCCCGGCCUGUCAAAGACCACAAGUCGGCCACGGUGGUGAACCUGGAUUUGCGCAUCUAUGCCAUUCUACAGGUGAAAGAGAAGGAGCAGAUAUUUGUUCCCUACGUCUGGAUCACCAUGUGGUGGAAAAAUGACUACACCAGUUGGGAUCCUGAAGAAUUUUGCGGCAUAGAGUUUAUGUCCAUCCCUACGGGCCUCAUGUGGAAGCCCGAUGUCACUGUUGUAGAGAUGACAGAGAGGGACAAGGUUGCUCCCAGUCCUUAUCUCACUAUUACACAUAGAGGUAACAUCGAAAUCACCAACGACCAGGUACUGACCAGCACCUGCAGGAUGCAAGUUUACAAAUUCCCCUUCGACAUUCAGAGCUGCCACCUCACCUUCAAGUCCUUCAUUCACACCGACAAGGAAAUCAAGCUCCUGCCCUACUUAGAUUCCUCAAACGCCACGAAGGACUCUUCCGAGGUGAUGCGGAUCCAGUCCGAGUGGCUGUUCAUCAACAUGGCAGUCACCAGCAAAACGGCCGACUUAUAUGGCUUCAACCAGAGCCUGGUCGUUUAUACUAUCAACAUGAAGAGGAGGUCGGCGCUCUACAUCGUCAACUUCAUCCUCCCCAUCCUCUUCCUACUGUGUCUGGACUUGGCCUCCUUCUUGGUGUCGGACAGCGGGGGCGAGAAGCUGGGCUUCAAGGUCACUGUGCUGCUCGCCGUCACCGUGAUGCAGCUAAUCCUGAAUGAAAUUCUGCCUUCCUCGUCCAACAGGAUCCCACUCAUAGCCGUCUACUGCAUCGGGGUGUUUACUCUGAUGAUGCUCAGCCUCCUGGAGACGGUUCUGGUGAUGCAUCUGAUCGGGAAAGACUCUGCCCCCCGAGACAAGGAGACGGAAAAAGACAGAAACCGUGAGGGCAAACGAGAGUUCAACAAACUGAUCCACUUGACAUGUUACCGUGAUGUGUUUCCUGGUGAGAGUCCAACAGAAGUUCUGCCCGUGGCCAAAAAGGAUAGCACCAGUCGACUGAGGGAGGAGUCCACUGUCUCCGACGAGCUGAGGGAGGUGAUGAAGACACUGACUCUGCUCCUCGACAGCAGGAAGGAGGAACAAGCGCCCGGCUACUGGACCGGAGUGGCUCAGAAAAUCAACAAGGCUUUCAGCAUUUUCUAUGUCACAGCUGCUUCUUUGUUUUUACUCUUUAUGGUUAUCAAAUGGAAUUACGAUGGAAAUUAACAAUAGUGCAAAAUUAAGGAAAACAUUCUGCAUGUACGAGUCAUAGUUUCUGGUUUAGCUUUAACGCAUUAAAGGGCAAAAGUGUCAUUAGUAAUGAAUCCUCCAGUGGUAUUGCAAUUAUACACAUCUGUUGUUUCACAUUGUGGUUCAUGUCAAACAUAUUAUUGGAAUAUUCAAAUACACUAAUAUGCCAUCAAGUGGUACCUUGUUAUGUAUUUGCUAUGUAAUGAACGCAGUCCUUAAGGAACAAGUGUCCUUGAAAUGUAGCAUGCAAGUGUAAAGAAAAAAAUUAUAUAAUUCACAUUAAAGUUUUAUUUUAAAGUGAGAUUAAAAGAAGAUUUUUGAUUUUUAAAGCAGGUGUCGGUUCUGUUUAAAUACAGUGGAAGAAUCAAUGCACAGAGAAAUUUAUUUUUUAUUUGUGUUUACUUCUGCCUCUCCAACGAUCUUUUCAGUUUCCAAUCUUUGAUCUAAACAUUACUCUACUUCCGAUUGUUGGAUUGAUUUCAUCUUGCUAUAAUAAAUGUCCUGUUUUAUCA